This is a messenger RNA of Physeter macrocephalus (sperm whale), 4486 nucleotides long. RefSeq names its product WASP family member 2 (gene WASF2). Gene Ontology annotation, cellular component: SCAR complex; cytoskeleton; lamellipodium. Gene Ontology annotation, molecular function: actin binding; Arp2/3 complex binding; protein kinase A regulatory subunit binding. Gene Ontology annotation, biological process: actin cytoskeleton organization; positive regulation of Arp2/3 complex-mediated actin nucleation. NCBI's taxonomy places the organism in Eukaryota, Metazoa, Chordata, Mammalia, Artiodactyla, Physeteridae. The transcript has 9 exons. The record is from RefSeq and is a predicted model, not a curated record. Bases 134 to 1630 code for a protein of 498 amino acids.
CUUUUAAGAUCUAUGAUGUCUAGCUUGGUUUAAGCAUUUCGUAUUCACAAUCAACUUUUUUGGUGAUGAGCUGGUGUUUUGAGAUUUGAUGUUGUUUUUCAUCAUUCAGAACGUUGCCUGAAGCAGGUCCACCAUGCCGUUAGUAACGAGGAACAUCGAGCCAAGGCACCUGUGCCGUCAGACGUUGCCUAGCGUUAGAAGCGAGCUGGAAUGCAUGACCAACAUCACCCUGGCAAAUGUCAUCCGACAGCUGGGCAGCCUGAGUAAAUAUGCCGAGGACAUUUUUGGAGAGCUCUUCACUCAGGCAAAUACUUUUGCUUCUCGAGUAAGCUCCCUUGCUGAGAGGGUCGACCGCCUACAAGUUAAAGUCACUCAGCUGGAUCCCAAGGAAGAAGAAGUGUCACUACAAGGAAUCAACACCCGAAAGGCCUUCAGAAGCUCUACUGUUCAAGACCAGAAGCUUUUUGACAGAAACUCUCUCCCCAUACCUGUCUUGGAAACAUACAACACCUGUGAUACUCCUCCACCUCUCAACAAUCUGACCCCUUACAGGGAUGAUGGGAAAGAGGCACUCAAAUUCUACACAGACCCUUCGUACUUCUUUGAUCUUUGGAAGGAGAAGAUGCUGCAGGACACCAAGGAUAUCAUGAAAGAGAAGAGAAAGCAUAGGAAAGAGAAGAAAGAUAAUCCAAAUCGAGGAAAUGUAAACCCACGUAAAAUCAAGACACGUAAGGAAGAGUGGGAGAAAAUGAAGAUGGGUCAAGAAUUUGUAGAAUCCAAAGAAAAGCUGGGGCCUUCUGGGUAUCCACCCGCCUUGGUGUACCAGAAUGGCAGCGUUGGGUCUGUUGAAAACGUGGAUGCAAGCAACUACCCACCACCACCACAGUCAGACUCCACUUCUCCGCCUUCUCCUUCCUUCUCUGAGGACAGCUUGCCUCCCCCACCAGCAGAAUUCAGCUACCCAGCAGACAGUAACCAAAGAGGGUCUGGCUUAGCUGGACCCAAAAGAUCCAGUGUGGUCAGCCCAAGCCAUCCACCACCAGCUCCUCCUCUGGGCUCUCCGCCAGGCCCCAAACCUGGGUUUGCUCCACCACCUGCCCCUCCGCCUCCACCUCCGAUGAUGAGCACUCCACCGCCACCACCGCUUGGGGGAUUUGGGUCUCCAGGGACCCCACCACCACCUUCACCCCCAUCUUUCCCACCUCACCCCGAUUUUGCUGCCCCUCCACCUCCUCCCCCACCGCCAGCAGCUGACUACUCACCUCUGCCACCACCUCUCUUGUCCCAACCAGCAGGAGGAGCACCUCCGCCUCCCCCGCCUCCCCCUCCUCCGGGGCCCCCUCCUCCCCCUUUCAGUGGUGCAGAUGGCCAGCCUGCUGCACCUUCACCACUUUCUGACACCACCAAGCCCAAGUCCUCCUUGCCUCCUGUGAGCGAUGCCCGCAGCGACUUGCUUUCAGCCAUCCGUCAAGGCUUUCAGCUGCGCAGGGUUGAGGAGCAGCGGGAACAAGAGAAGCGGGAUGUUGUGGGCAACGACGUGGCCACCAUCUUGUCACGUCGCAUUGCUGUGGAGUACAGCGACUCAGAAGAUGACUCCUCUGAGUUUGAUGAGGACGAGUGGUCGGAUUAAUAACUCUUCUGCCUGCUGCCCACUCCUUUUUCUUUCCUUCCCACCUGCCUCCUUUGAUGCCUACCCCGACAGUCCCAAGGGGAAAAAGGGAGGAAAAAAAGAAUCUCAAGGGGCCAGAGCCUUCCCUGAAGCAACCAAAGAUAUAUCCAAGUGCUUCCUCCAAAUCAACAUGUAUUUCCCAUCUCCCCGAGGUCAGGCCCCAUGCGGCUCCUGAGGUUCAGUAGCUGAGAUGUUCCUCUUCCCUCCAAGUGACUGUUGCAUAUUGAAGAGAAGGGAAAACCCCAAAGCAGAUCCCUUUGAUUGGGUUUAAAUUGGAGUUGGUGCCUUCCCCUAGGAGCCAUUUUCUGUGGUCUUGUUCUAGAAUACUUGCCCUCAGCUACUUUGAAUAAUGCCAGCCAUCUUCUGGUCCUAAAGCCUGCCUGGACACAGCUGGCCCCUUUCCCAUGCACUGAGAGGGCGGAGCAGCCGCAUACCCAGUGCCUCCCCCUUCUGCCCUCAUCAGCAGGGUGAGGCUGCCUUUUGCUAAGCCAUCUCUAUGUCUGGAUGCCCUUUAUUCCAGGAGUCAUCAAGCCCCUAAAGAAAUGUCUUACCCCUCUGCUCAGAAACAAUGCCUUUCUGGAGGCAGGGGUGGUUCCCUCCCUCCCAGGGUCCCUCUCCAGAAUGUGGUGUUCCACGUUCCUUAAAUGCCCCUCCCUCACCACCAGGUGCCUCUAAGCACCACAGCCCGGUUCUAACCUCUAAUACUCAUGACCAAACUAGCCCUGACACACAGGGAUCUGGGCCUCUUCUGGCUCUCGGGAGCCAAGCUUAGAGACUUGUAACUGCAGGACUGGAAAAAGGUGGACCUGGGUUGAAUGAUGCUGAAGCCUAGAGAUGGGGAGUGACUUGCUCAAGGUCACACAGUUGGAUGAUGACAGAGCUAGACCCCAGAGUUCCUGAUUCCAAGUCACCUGUGCAUUCUGGGACCAAAUGAUGGGCACCUGCUGGAGCCCAGGCAGAGCAGUUCUUGGCUCUCAGACCUCACCACAGGUGGGGGUCCCAGUAGAAGGGCUCAGGGCCUGUGCCAGGCCUAUCAGUGCUGCUCAUACCCUCAUGGCCUCUCUUGUAAUUGUUUGCUCCCCUUUUCCUAUCACCAGCCAAGCACCUGGCCUUGAGAGCUGCCCUUUGAGGGGACCAGAGGUAGUGAGAGAAGGAAGCGGGUAGGCAGCGUGACAGGUGCUGCUUUCAAUUCCUCUGCAACUCCUCCCCCUUUUAUUUCCCCAGUUUAAGCAUAGGUCCUUCCAACUGUAGAAACUUCAGUCCCUCAGGCUGGCAGCCGCUGCAGGUAGCUGCCCCGGGGCGGGGGUGGGGGGGACUGGCGGCUGGCGGCCAUGAGGAAGGUCGAAAGGCAGAAGGACUCUGGGUCUUGUUUCCAGCCCCCUCCUCACUGCACAGCGCCGUUCCCUCCCUCACUCCCCCUUUUUCCCAGAGCUAAUACACAGGUGCUAUUAUUCAGAAAAAACUGGUCAACUUUGGCCAACAGUGAGGUUUCUUCUCUUCUGCCCUAACUAUUGUGUAGCCUCUUGUGCUGAAACUGGCUUCUGGCUUCUCCGGCUUUCCGAGCCCUGAAACAAAGAGAAACAGGAUCUGUCUCUACCCAGCACAGCAAAUGGUUAUAGUAAUUGCCAAAGCCCUCAUCAACCCCUCCGGCUUGAGGAGAGGGUGUAAUCGUGGGUACUGCCACUGUGCCCUGGCUGAAUGCUCCCCCUCAGCCUUCUUUCUGUGAACUUGGGGCGUGGGGACUGAGUCUUUAGAGGCCAGCGUGCCCUCCUGCAGGGGCUGCUCCAGAGUGUGCCCUCCUUCCUCUCCCAGAUCACACAUCUCUGGCACAGGGUUGGCGUCAGGCCCCAGUGCUGAGCGUACCAGACGGUAUGCACCCCCUCCUUGCCCCCCACUGUGCACUCUGGAAGCUGAAGGUGCUUUCUUCAGAACUCUAAAAUGGCUGUCGAAGGUGCCCCCGGCUGCAGCCCAGCAGUGACCAAAGUGGCAGGUGGAGGGCAGUGGUUCUCCCAAAUAGGAGUCCUGGGGCCUGGCUAGGCCAGGGUUUGGGCCUAAUGGCUUUGACUAAAUUACCCCCAUCCCCCUCCUUUCCGGAGAAGGGGGAGCCAGCACUACUCACUAUCAUUCUUCUCUGACCUUGAAGGGGGCGGUGUUGGCCUGGCUUCUGGAACGGACGGAGUCUGCCUUGGAAAGGGCUGGGGGCAGGAGGAGGUGGGGAGGGCCACUGCCUGCAGAAGGUAGGAUUAGAUCAUUAGCUCAGUGACCUCCUAGGGUUUCGAUAUGCUGUGUUCUCAUCCUACAGCUGGUUUGGUAAUGAUCUGAAAGUCCCGGAGAGCAACAGCACAGCUCUGCCCGAUGCUCUCAUUAAAAUCUAUGCAGCCAAGCUCGGCGCUUUGUAGCAGCCGGCCUUGCGAAGCCUCCUCAGCUCAGGGGGCUGGGGACCCAGUCAGCCGAGAGGCCCUCUGGGCUUGACUUAUGCAUAUGUGCACCAAAAAAAAAAAAAAAAAAGCUUCUUUAAACCCAGAGCCCUUUAAGAUGAUAAAGGACCCUGUGCAGGUAAUUGUGUAUCUUUGGAAUCCUGUAAUUGUAGAAUGCAAAGUUUAGUGAUUAUUUAAACUGGGCUGAGGCUGGUAAGAGUAUGGAGCAAUGGCCCCUAAGGACUCUAAGGGCUGAAGCCAAGGAGCCGCCUCCCUUCCCUAUUCUGCCCAGCCCAGGGGACCUGCCCCCAUUCCUGUGGCCCAGGGGCCCAGCUUCCACUCGGCAGUGUCAGAAGUGAGUUGUGACUCUGCCUUGGUUGUGAGAUGAGUACAUUCCAAA